This is a messenger RNA of Suricata suricatta (meerkat), 183 nucleotides long. Its product is annotated as keratin-associated protein 23-1. NCBI's taxonomy places the organism in Eukaryota, Metazoa, Chordata, Mammalia, Carnivora, Herpestidae. The record is from RefSeq and is a predicted model, not a curated record.
AUGUCCUACAGCUGCUGCUCUGGAAACUUCUCCUCCCGUUCCUGUGGGGGCUACCAGCGCUACCCAAGCUCCUGUGGCUCCUCCUAUCCCAGCAACCUGGUCUACUGCACCCGACCUCUGUUCUCCCAGCACCUGCCAGCUGGGCUCCUCCCUCUACAGCGGCUGCCAGGAGACCUGCUGUGA